Molecule: messenger RNA, 2080 nt
Organism: Saprolegnia parasitica CBS 223.65
Lineage: Eukaryota; Oomycota; Saprolegniomycetes; Saprolegniales; Saprolegniaceae
Exons: 10
Coding region: 12-2021 (669 amino acids)
Molecular function (GO): protein binding
Source: RefSeq, a predicted model, not a curated record
CAAGAAAAUAGAUGCAGUCGCUGGCACGGGACUUUGUGGACGACUCGCCGCGGCCGCUGGACAAGGCGCGUACGUCUGUGAGUCAACUCCGCGGCCUCCGGCUCUUCCGCGCGUCCCACGCGAGUCAUUCGCGCAGUGCGUAUGCGAUCCAGGUUCAGAUCGGCGAGAGCGCGCCGGAGUAUCUUCAAGUGGCGCCGUACCUCACCAUCACCAACAUCAAAGUGCUUCUCUACAAGGAGCAUGGGCUUUUGUACGAAGAGCAGACUCUCUUCUUCAACUCGCAGCUGCUUGAAGACCACGACGACUUGGCGCAUCUCGGUAUCGUCGAGGGAAGCCUUCUGUACGUGGUCCAAAAGAAGCGGUACCGGAGCGUUGGCUCUGCAAUCUCGACCGUCAAGUCGGUCGUGAUCUCGACCACCAACAGCGAAGGUUUCGAGCUCAUCGACAUCAUCGCGCCGCUUCCGCCUCUCCGUGUGAUUGUGUAUCGCAUCCUCUUUGCGAUGCAGUACCUUCGCCGGCUCGACGAACUGCAAGCUGAGCACACGGGCCGCGUCAUCUGGAUGCCCCCGCCGCGCCUUCUGCCCAUUCGACCCGACGACGUUUUGCGUGGCGCGGGCCACAAGAAGGACGACGCCGUCACCCUUGGCACGCUGCGAGACAUCAUGCAGAUCGAGCACGACAUGCGCAGUCCGAGCGCGACUCGAACGCUGAAAAAGUGGCUUGCCGGCGUCAAAUAUUUCUACGACUGCAGCCUCCCGGAUGCGUCCUACAAUGACCUUGCGCGGCAUAUUGUGUAUGCGCGGUACACGCCAGGCGACUUUGUCUUUCGAGAGGGCGAUGCCGGCGAAGCGUUCUACAUAGUGCUCAGCGGCACGGUUGGCAUUGCUGCCUCUGGCGAAGGCCUCUUUGCCACCAUGCGACGCGGCAUGAGCUUUGGCGAAAUCGGACUUCUUCGAGGCUCCACGGGCUAUCGGUCGGGCUCGGCCCUCGUCAACUAUGAGUUCAACGGCACAGAGCUCGCGCUUGUGUCCCGCGACGUCUUCUUGCGCAGCAUUUUGUCUUACAAGCAAGCCAUGCUCGCAGAAAACGAGCGCACCUUGGCGUCGCUUCCAGCACUUGCGCGAGCACCCAAAGACACGACGACGCACUUGGCGUACUUGGCCACAGUGACGCAGCUGGAUGUCCACGAUACGCUCUAUCGAAAAGGCGACUACGUGUCGCAUCUCUAUCUGCUUGUCAAAGGCGAAGUCAAGCUGACAGCGACAAGCACGGCGAGUGCGACAACCCCGACCGGCCAGACGAUCGAAGCACCAGUCAAAGUGCUCGUGCUUCGCCGCGCACCAUCCAUCUUGGGCCAUGAGAUCUGCUCGUCUUCCAACGACUUGUGCUCGUCGACAACCAUCGAAGCCCUCUCGUCGUGCAAGCUCCUCGCGAUCAAUAAGAACGCACUGCUUCGCUUUGUCAUGUGCAACGCAGCUAUCCUCGCUGCGAUUCAAGCCGACGCCACGCAUUUACACGAAGAGAUUGCGCGCCGCCUCGAGACAGCUCGAGCGUACACCAAAUCGCAAGUCGAGGAGCCGUUGCCCCCGAGCAUUGAGAUGGAGGCGCUCGAUGCUUUUUUCGACUCGACGCUCUCGACCGUGCGGACGCCUCUGUCGUCCAACGAAGGCGCAGCAGCGUCUUCGCCGGCAGCCGUUGUAUCUCCACGAAAGUUCGCGCCAAAAAGCAGCAAGUCCCGUGUGACGGGGUCGUUUACAACGGCGUUUGCCAAGAUUUGUCGGGAUCAUUGGCACGAAACGCUUCCGCACGGGGACUUGCUCACGUACGAAGAACAGAUGCACUAUACGUCUCGCCCCACCGCGAGCCUGAACGCGGACGAGAAAAAAGUGAAACUCGAAUGCCUCGUGCGAGGGCUCUCGCGCAUCCCACCAAUGGACGUCAAGCUCGUGUCCGUCGUUCCCAACGCAGGCAACGAUCAGUACACGUUUGAAGAUAUUUUGGAAGGCGAUGCCGCCGCGUGACGGCUUCGUGACCAUCAUCGAUCGAGUCAAUAGAAACUACAAGUACAUUUUUCUGGGGA